AUGUCGCAACGAAAAACCCAUAGAGGCCUGAAGAAGGCAGCCGUGUCUUCCACACAGACAGGUCAGCAAGAGCUACAGACUUUGUCCGAGAUGUUUCCCGAUUGGGAAUCUGAGGACUUGUCUUCGUUAUUGGCUGAGCACUCUCAAGACGUCGAAGUGGUGAUCGAUUUGAUUGUCAACAAUAAGGUUUCAAAAUGGGAACCUAUCAAGAAGGAGCCCAAGCCUAAGAAAAGAGACGACAUAAUAACCCAAGACUUGCAUUCUACCCCUGCCCAAAUAAAUUCUCAUGGAGAGAAAAAGCACCAGAGGGAAAAGCCCAAGACUGACAAGCGCAGAGAGAAGAAAGCUCCUGUUAAGAAGGAAAGCACUAGUGCUUCAUCCUCUGCACCAUCUGUUUCUGCCCCUCAGGUUGCUGCUGCUGCCUCCACAUCUACUUCCUCUGCACCUGCACCAUCCGGCUCAUGGGCUGCUGCUUUGGCCAAGGACGUGAAGCCAAAGCCAAAAGCCGCUCCUAAAUUGGAGACUGCUGCACAGGAACCUGCUACGGAGGCCCCUGCAACUCAAGAGACUGUUGAAGCCGAGCCUGCAGCAGCUUCAGAGGUUGUAUCAGAACCAGCUUCUGAGCCAUCUGCUGAUUCCGAGUCUCAAAAGGUUACCCAACCAGCAACGACUACCCCAUCUAGAAAGGCUGAAGUCAAGCCAGCCACAUCGUGGGCUUCUGCAAUUAAGCCUAAAGCCAAGCCUCCAGUGAAGAAGCCAGAGCCAGCGAGAGCCCCAGAACCAGCCGUUGAAAAACAAGCUGAGAUUGAACAUGAGAAUCCAGAGCCAGCUGUAGCUGUGGAAGCUGUAGCUGUGGAAGCUGCACCACAAGUCGAAGAGGAAGCUCAAGCGCCAGAGCCUGUCACUAGCGCUCCAGUGGCCACUCCAGAAGCCGCCCCAGUUUCAGUACCAGCCGAUUCUGCCGUACCAAUUGCCGAAUCUGAGGUUGUUUUGCCACACCAAGUCAGCAAUAUCGGCGUCUCUUUCGGCUCUUUGUCCUUGGAGGAGGAGAAGGCCACAGAAGCAGCUGUGCCUGAAACAACGACCGUUCCAGCUGAGUUUUCUAAUGACUCCAAGUUCAGCCAACAGAGCCAACCAGUACAAUCUCAACCUCAGCAAAGCCAACAGCCUCAACAGCAGACUCAACAGUCGCAACCAGCCUACCAGCAACAAUACGAACAGAAGCCAGCCUCUAGCCAAGGAUAUGACUACUACUCGCAAUUCCAGCAGUCUCAGCAGCAGUACCCACAGCAAGGUGCUGUUGGUAACAUGCCAGCUCAGUACGGUUACCCAUCUUAUGACUAUUCUGCUUACAGUCAAUUGGGCCAGGGCGGACUCGGUUCAGCUGGUUCUCCGGGUUACUACCCAGCUGCUGUAACCAACGGUGCCAAGGGAGGUGCAAAUGCCAGCAACGGAAAUGCCAGUAACGAUCUUGGCCAAUCUCCAUUGGUGCAAGGAAACUCCAUGGCUCAAGGUUUGCAAACUCCACAACAGUCUCAAGUGCCAGGAGCUGCUCCAUACGGAUUUCCUAACUACUACAACUACUUUUACAACACCCCAUUCUAUGGUAAUGGUGCCAUGGGUGCCACUUCGACUGGUUACGGUAUGCAACAACAACAGCAACAGCAACAGCAGCAGCAACAGCAACAGCAGCAGCAGCAACAACAACAGCAAGCUGGUAAUGAUAACGUUGAGGGGGAGAAUGCCAACGCACAGAAUGCGGGAGCACAAGGCCAAUACUACGCUCAAUACUACGCUCAACCAAACCAAUUUGGCUCCAGAGUUGGCUAUCCAUACAAUGGAUUUCCAGCCAACCAGACAUAUCCGCAGUCCUCAGGGCAGGGUGAACUGGCAGAUCAGCCGCAACAGCAACAACAACAGCAAGCUCAGGGUCAACAAGGCAACCCACAAGGUCCUCCUAGUGGAAUUCCUCAGUACCCUCAGCAAAUCCCCCAAUAUGGUGGAUACCAGCAGUAUCCACAGUACGGCAGCUACCAGGACAACAAUCAAUACCGUGGCUGGUAUUAA
This is a messenger RNA of Sungouiella intermedia, 2067 nucleotides long. Lineage: Eukaryota; Fungi; Ascomycota; Pichiomycetes; Serinales; Metschnikowiaceae. The record is from the annotation of a GenBank genome assembly.